CAAAACAUUCUCCCGAUGACACUUCUCGCCACUCAUGUGCGUAGAGGUCACAGCUAAAGUCAGACCGAUUUCUCAAUCCAGCGAGUGUUUUAAAUCCAUCGUGCCAGUGAAAUUGAAUUAGGUCAAAUUGAAUUUUUGCAGUGUUAUCAAUUAAAAAGUACUCUCACAAAGCUGCCAUGAACGACAUCAGUAAACACUUAUCAAACGCAGAUUUCGAGGCUGCGUUGAAGGGGUUGAACGAGCUCAAUAUUAGUAACUGCAAACAUGAGGACUUCCAGAAGGAAUCCGACGAGCUGUUCGCCAGCUUCAUGCUGUGCCACGGAUCGUCCAACGAGGUUCAAAACAAAAUCGCCCUGAAGAGUCUCAACCUGCUGAAACGUUCCUGUGCCUUGGGAGAGACGUUCCAGAAUGAAAUCAUCGCCAAGAAGAACUUCCUGUCCGGGUUGAGGACGAUUCUGGAAGAUGAGGCCAUCCCGGAGAACGUCCGGAUCAACUGCCUGCAGCUGUUGGCUAACCUGUGCGUCCAGAACCGCUUGAACCAGGAGGCGAUCCUGCGCGAGUUGAAGGACUUUCUUCUGAAGAGCGUCGAGAACAACUGUUGCUUCACGAACGCGGCCACCAUGAUCGUGUACAACGCGUUCAUCUAUAAGGCCGAACUCGGGAUGGAGGUGGACGAACUGCUGGAGGUUCUGCUGACGAACGUGGAGUCGAACCGGUUGGCGCAGCGGGACACGCCCGAGUUUGUCAGCAUUUUUGUGGAGUAUUUGGCUUGUGAGAGCAACGAAAUCGUGGACCACUACGAGAAGGUCAGCUUCGAGAAGCGGAUCUUGUUUCUGCGGUAUUUGAUCGAGUACGUGCGGCAGGAUGAUCGAAGGAGCAGACCGUUGCAUCCGGAUUUGUUCAAACAUCUGCUGAAUGACUUUAAGCGCAAGUCGGACUGCGUGCUGAAGACGGUGGACAGUUAUUUGGACCAGAAGAACACGGAGGAGGUGUUUACGCUGCUGCUGUUGAUGUCGGACGCGACCUGUGUGCAUCCGUAUGAGUCGUUUAUACGGGCGGACGGAGCGUUAUUCCUGAACUUGGGAUGCCUCCUGCGCCAGCUCCAAACUCUCGGGAAAACGGACCGCGACAACAUCUUCGCCCCCGUCCAAAGCAUCGGCGAGAUUCUCAAGGUGAAGCAGGGCACCUCCGAGCUCAACAUCGAACAGGACAUUUCCUACUCGCUCAAAUCUGCGCUGGUCAAAGCGCUCGCCAACCUUUCCUACCGGAACAAGAAAAACCAAAACCUGGCCCGCGAGAUGGACAUCAUGGCGGCGAUCCUCGACUGCGCCAACCUGGACGCUCGGAAUCCUCUUAUAAAAGAGUGGAGCAUCCUAGCGAUCCGGAACCUGUGCGAGGACAACCUGGAGAACCAAAAGUUUGUCGCGUCCCUAACCAAGGUGGGCGACGCCGAGAACUCACUUAUAACGGAGUACACCGCCGAGGGAGGGACCAUUCGGAUCAGAGACGGUUCGACAGCUUCACAGUGAGCAAUGGCUUUGGUUUUAUUCAGUUGAAAACGAAAAAUCGCACUUACCUCCUCGUGUUACGCGAAUACUGAGACUAGAAUGUGAAUGUGGGUGAAGAAAUCAGUCAAACAGUUUGCUCGGAAACUGCUCGUAAAAUAGGGCCGGAUUUGGUUUGCUGAUCGGUUCCGGCGUGAAACUGCAAAUAAAAUAAUAAGCGUUAAUCCAAAAA
Messenger RNA from Culex quinquefasciatus (southern house mosquito), 1737 nucleotides. RefSeq names its product ataxin-10. The transcript has 4 exons. The record is from RefSeq and is a predicted model, not a curated record. The coding region runs from base 177 to 1529 and encodes 450 amino acids. Lineage: Eukaryota; Metazoa; Arthropoda; Insecta; Diptera; Culicidae. Gene Ontology annotation, biological process: neuron projection development. Gene Ontology annotation, cellular component: cytosol.